Molecule: messenger RNA, 1083 nt
Organism: Didymodactylos carnosus
Lineage: Eukaryota; Metazoa; Rotifera; Eurotatoria; Philodinida; Philodinidae
Source: the annotation of a GenBank genome assembly
AUGCUCGUGAUAGGCAAAUUUGAACAAUUGCCAAAUGAAAUUUUGUUAGAAGUAUUUACAUACUUAAAUGGUUUUGAUAUUUAUAAUGGUUUUAAUCAACUAAAUUCUCGUUUUGAUCGUCUACUCAAACAUUGUUGGUACGAAUUUACAACAAGAAAUUUUGAAGAAUUUAAUUUAUUAUGUAAAACAAUUAUUUCUUAUAUAACACCACAGCAAAUUAAGGCAAUAAGAUUUUAUGAUUUUGGAUUAGAAAAUAAUUAUUUUCCUAUUCUUAUUCAAUUAAACAUAUUUUUUGAUCGAUUUAACAUUGAAAAUUUUAUUAAUCUUAAAUUAAUAAAAAUAAAUGAAAUACAUCAGUCAAAUGAUAAUGAUAAUAAUAAUGAGAUUGCUGAUAUGAAUAUUGUAUUAAAAUAUGUCAUUGAAAAUUUAUAUAAAUUACCAAAUUUAACUUAUUUUGAUAUGUGUUUAACAUAUGAAAAUUGUACAAAUAAAACAAUUCAAUUUGUUUAUAAAACAAUAUUUAAUUUACCAACUUUAAAAUCUUUAGUAUUAACUAUAGCUGAGGAGAAUGAUAUUAACUUUUUUCAAUAUCAACAAUCAAAUCUUGAAUCAUUAACUAUUCUUGCUGCUUUAUAUAUGUCUGAUAUAAAACAAAUAUUAACUUUUAAUCCAAAUUUGAAAUAUUUAUGCAUUAUUGAUCUAUCUAAUAAUACAAUAACUAAAUAUCAAUGGAAUAAUAAUAAACUAUUACAAUCAUUGGUACCUAAUCUAAAAAAUGUUAGAUUUCACUUUAAUAUUAAUGUUAGUUGUGAUGAUAUUAUUUUGUUAAUUCAGCAAUUGCCAGAAAUACAAAAAUUAACAAUAUGUAAAGAUUAUAGAGGAUUUAUCGAAAAAGAGUCGUUGAAACGCUCAAUACAAACAUCUUUACCGUUAUUAGAGAAGCUUAAACUUACAUUCAAAGAUGUUAGUGGUGAUCCUGAUGAACUUAUUGAUUCUGAUGAUGAAUUAACAUAUAAUCUUGAAGAAUUUAUUUGGUGUGAUAUUCAUAAUGAAAUUAUGAACGCUAUGAAUCAUCGUAACUGA